Molecule: messenger RNA, 1077 nt
Organism: [Torrubiella] hemipterigena
Lineage: Eukaryota; Fungi; Ascomycota; Sordariomycetes; Hypocreales; Clavicipitaceae
Source: the annotation of a GenBank genome assembly
AUGGAUGGACCAAAGGCAUUGAUUUGCACUGCGGUUGGCAAAGUUGAAAUCCAAACAGUUACCAAGCCUACCCCGCCUGUCGGCCACGUCCUGGUCAAGACGAAAGCAGUUGCCCUAAACCCUACUGACUACAAAAGUAUUCACGAGCCUCAUGGAUCAGCAAUAGGAAAACGCCCAGGAGUAGACUUCUCAGGUAUAAUUGAGGAAGUUGGGCCUGAUGUCACAAGACCGUGGAAGAAAGGUGAUCGAGUGGCUGGCAGUGUCUUUGGCGCAAAAGAUUCCCAGAGUGGCGCCUUCGGAGACUACGUCGUAGUCCGUGAGCAUAUGCUGCUCCGCCUCCCCGAUAGUAUGGCAUUUGACCGAGCUUCUACGCUCGGAGUUGGUCUUACGACCUGUGGGCAGGCAUUGUACGAGCUUCUAGGCCUUCCAUUACCUCCCGCAUUACCGGAAACACCCCCACAUACCGUCUUAAUCGGCGGUGGGAGCACAGCUACCGCGACACUGGGCAUCCAAUACGCAAAGCUCUCGGGCUUUCGAGUUAUCACCACAGCCUCCCCAUACAACUUUGAGUACCUCCGGUCGCUUGGUGCCGACAUCGUAUUAGAUUACCGCGAGAGCACCGAAGUCCUCGUUGAAGCUAUCAAGGAAGCCACCGGCGGAAAUCUUACCCUGGCGUGGGACUGCUCCCCCAACGACAAGUUUCAUGAAGUGGCUGCCCGCGCCAUGAGCUCCACAGAGAAGGGCAUAUACGCAACUGUAAAUCCGCUUACGCCUGGUGAUUUCCUGGCUGAGAUCAAUCCCAUGGUGGAGACAAAGUGGCAGUUGGCUUACACGGUGUUUGGAGAGGAGUUUUCCUUUGGACCCAUCACAUUCCCAGCUUCAGAAGAAGAUGCUACUUUUGGAGCAGCUUUCUGGGAGAGAACGGCCAAGUUAUUGGCAGAAGAGAAACUCCACCCUACAAGAUGUACUGUAAAUAGGGGUGGUGAGGGAUUACAGGGUGUCAUUGCUGGCUUGGAUGAACUCGCUCAGGGCAAAGUUGCGGGUACAAAGCUCGUUUAUUCUAUGGAAUCGCUAUAA